Molecule: messenger RNA, 1578 nt
Organism: Ectocarpus siliculosus
Lineage: Eukaryota; Phaeophyceae; Ectocarpales; Ectocarpaceae
Source: the annotation of a GenBank genome assembly
CCAAUCUCUAUUUCCCUCCGACCUGUGCUAUCCCCCGCACAACCACAUCAACGCUAAACAUGCCGAUGCGUUCGGCGGUGCGAGGCGUAGUUGGCCGGCCUUUGGUGGCUCCCCAGUCGUCCGCGAGGCCAGUUCUUUCUUGGGCGGCGGCGAGAUGGAAAGGCUCCGCAGCUACUCCGAAGAGCGAGGCAGCAGCAGCUGCUGCUGCGAAAAAGGAGGAUGCGAAACCAAAGGCUGCCGAGCCAGACAAGCCGCAGCCUACUCCUCCCGAUCUACCGGUAUCCUUUCUGGACGUGAGCAAGGCGAUGCACCGCAUUCGGGACGGAAUCGUCCGGUCAGACAUGAAGAGGAGCCAUUUUUUGAGCGAUCUCUGCGGGAUGGAGGUGUACCUCAAGCAGGAGUUCAGCCAAUUUACCGGAUCGUUUAAGGAGAGAGGCGCGCGAAACGCUCUGAUGUGUCUCGACGAGGAGGAGAGGAAGAGGGGAGUGAUCGCCGCCAGCGCGGGAAAUCACGCCCUCGCUCUCGCGUGGCACGGCACUCAGCUGGGGAUCCCGGUGACGGUCGUCAUGCCUACAAUUGCGCCGCUCACCAAGGUGAACAAGUGCAAAGCCUUCGGCGUGAACGUGGUGCAGUUCGGACAGCAUAUCCUCGAGGCCAAGGACCACGCCACCAGCGCGCCGCAGUUCAAGGGUAUGCGGUACAUCAACGGGUACGACGACGUCGAGAUUGUCGCAGGAGCGGGGACCAUGGGGAUGGAGAUUCUGGAGCAGGUUCCCGACGUGGACUACAUCGUUGUUCCGGUGGGAGGCGCCGGGCUUAUCGCCGGCAUCGCCCUCGCCACCAAGACGUUGCAGCCGGAGGUCAAGGUUCUUGGAGUGGAGCCGCACUUCUGCCCGAGCCUCACGGCGGCACUGAAGGCUGGCAAGCCGGUGCACGCGGAGACGACCGCCACUCUGGCCGAUGGACUCGCCGUGCCUACGGUCGGGGGCCAGGCGUUCAAGGUCGCACAGGCUCACGUGGACGGCGUCUCGCUCGUGUCGGAGAAGUACAUCGCGCUGUCAGUGCUCCGCCUCCUGGAGAUGGAGAAGUUCGUCGUGGAAGGCGGCGGGGCCUCGGGGCUGGCCGCCAUCCUCCCCGGGGGCCCCCUCGACAUCCCCGGCCUUAAAGGCAAGAAGGUGGUGAUCCCGUUGUGCGGCGGUAACAUCGACGUGCCCGUCCUCGGGCGCGUGAUCGACAGAGGGCUGGCGGCGGACAUGCGUCUGGUGCGGUUCGUGACGACGGUGUCGGACCGACCGGGGGGAAUCGCGGAGCUCGCUGCCUCCAUUUCGCAGGCGGGCGGGAGCAUCAGAGACAUCUACCACGAGCGGGCGUGGCUUCACUCGAACAUGGACCAGGUGCAAAUCAAGGUGGUGGUGGAAACGUUCGGCGAGGCGCACAGAGAAUCCUUGCACAAGGCGCUGGAGGCAAAGGGCUACGACAUGAACUGGGGCGACGACACUGAGGGAGGCGCUUCGGCGAAGGAGACUUGGUGAUGACAGGACACGACACGACACGACCCAACAACGGAAAUGGCCACAU